UUGCACAUUAGAGGCGGGGGUGGGACCGACGGAGAAUUUUGCAAAAACAAGCGCCCGCAUACAACAAAACAAGCGUUUUGUCGAUGUGCAAAAAAGUUUGAGCUUAAUUAUCUGAAGAUUUUCUUUCGUACAUAAUUGAAGAAGAAUGGAUUUUCUAAGCUGUCGAGCAGGUUUGCUUUGAAGGCGAACGAGUGAUGAGGCCGCGGUCAUAAACAUUCAUGACGAAAAGAUUUUUCAUCGAUUGACCCGCGGAUGACCCAACUAGAUUGCUCCCUUCCGUGGUCGGUCUGUUUCUGGGCGUAACUUUUCCGCCCCAGUCCUUAAAUAACCACAAAAGCAGUUCCUUUCGAAUUCGAUUUUUGCAUGCUAUCGUCGAGCGAACAUGACUCCUUCGUGUUGUGCCACCCCAGUCGACCCCGUCACCAGCACAACCCUCGCAAGUGCCCGAACCGACUCUAGAAUUUAGGGUAAUGAAGAGCGAUAAGAGCCUUUUUCAAGAAAAUUCUCCGGAGAAGAAAAACCAGUCUUGGAUCCAAUGAAGCGCCCUUGUACGUCUGCAGUGAUCAGUGCCCUUGAGACAUCAACAUGCCGAAGUGUGCAAGUUCUGCUCUUGAUCUCGGCCUUCUUCCACAGUUAUCAUGCUUUGGAGAAAAUUCACCAACUCACAGCAGACCUCGGUCAAAACUUGACCCUUCCGUGCAAAGACCCAGGUGACGACGAGACUUUCAACUCAGCAAACGUCGAGUGGAUUUUCGAAGGCACUUCCGUCAAGGGCAAAAGACAGAGCAACCGUAUCAGGCCAGAUGGGAGUCUUGCCUUGGUACAACUGCGGGUGGAAGACGCAGGCAUUUACGAGUGUUCCGUUGAACCUGAUGUUGCAGCCAGAAAUAGAUUUAGGGUCAAUGUGCGAACUCCGCCUCCAGCGUUGGUGAAUGUUUCUGUCGAGCCGUCUUCAGUGCUGGCAUUGUUACUCUGGAGUGUCUCUGAUGACGGAGGCUACCCAGUUCUGCAUUUUGAAGGUCGUUUCAAACUAAAGUAUGAAAAAGAUAUCUGGCACCCAAUCACCCCAAAAAACAUAGCGCCCAAUGUGCGCCAAAUUGAUGUCUACCACCUCCAUCCAAACUCAACUUAUGUGUUCCAAAUUUGGGCUACCAACCAACUUGGGCCAGGGGAACCUACUGAAAGGGUGGCUAAGACCCGUCAUGAUGAGGAAGAGAUUGAGCUCGCCAAACUGCUGCUGGAGGGAGCCGAAACUUUUGAUACUCGGAUUUGGGUUGGAGCCGUUGUGAUUGUGAUGGGUACUCUGGCCAUGUUGGCUGGCGGAACAUUUUAUUUGCUGUACAAAGAAUGCAAAUUCUCAUCGCUUUUCAGUGAUGAUGACGACGAUGAGGUGAUAGAGCUGGUGCCGAACAUUAUUUUAAACCCAGCCUAUUACGUCGAGCCACUGGAACUGGACGAGAAUUUCAACGACCACUUUGCAAUGCGAAUGAACAAUAACACUGUCAUUCAGCCGGUGCGUGUUUGACCCUUCAGCCACCUUCGGAGCGGUAAUUGGUGAUUUGCUGUAAGUUGAUUGAAAAACAAUUUAGAAACGCGCCGUACUUGUUCAAUUGCUGUAUUUGCGUGAAUUUAGAAAGAGACGAGCCAGGAUAGCGCAAGCAAGCAGAUCAAGCAAGGUUGUAAAAAAAAUAUUGUUUGCCUAUCAAAGAGACGAAACCGAUAAGACUUAAGAGCAACAACUGCGCUAAUAAUUAUGUUUCUAGCAGUUUUAAAAUGCUUCUUAGUGCAGACGAAAACGUAAAACUGGAAAUUAGGAUAUAAAACUGAUUGUGCGUAAAUUAGGUAAUAACGUAAUUUAGAGGCAAAACGCCCCAAGGUGUUCGAGACGCAACAGACGCGAAAAUAAUAAUUUUUGCCUGGUCCUGUUUUCCUCGAUCCAGCAGGUGAUACUCAAAAGCAGUUCCGUAAAAUGCCUUUAUGAAGUUCAGGGAGAGUUUUGUCAAGUUAAAAAAAAAGAGAAAAGGUUAGCUGCUGAUUAUUUUCGAACAUUAAUUUCUGCAAAUCUAGAGUUCAUUUUCUGAUUUUUGAGAAUUUUUUAAUAUUUAAAAUUUAGCAAACAAAUUUAGUUGACAUAACAUUUUUUAAAUUAUUUUGUAUUUUCAUGCCUCUGAAAAUUUGCAAUAGUUGCACAUAUCGUACAUACUUAGAUUGCAGCAUCAAUUUUAAAUGUUGAUUGAAAAGUACUUAAUUGGAAUGAGUGUUAGGGCCGCCCUGAACAAAUUUUCGCGUCUUGGGGCAUUUGCAGUUACACACCCUGUUGAGCUGUCAGUGUUAGGAGUAGCCAUACGUGAAUGUAAUUUGUGUAGAGUUAUGAUGUCUGUGUCAUAACAUUUGACUUAAAUACUGUCUGUGGGAUUUUAAAAUUGUCGAGGCCACUCGACAAGCUUGAUGUCUCAACGCUACGUAACUAUUUCUCUUUACUUUCCUACCCAAGAGUGAUAUUAAUGCUUCUGAGGAAGCCUGAUCUAAUCUAUGCCAACUUGCCGAACAACGUUUUCUUACAAAUAAGUGCAUUUUUCUUUUCCUUUUGCUCAAUAUUUGUAAUUCUGGUUCAAAUGAUUUUUUCGCAUUUUUUUUUCUAACCUACGAAAUGUUGAAUGUUGUUGCAACUCUUAUACUUCACACAUAGAAAAAUUAAGGUGGCCAUUUCCCAGCUCUGCAAUUAAACAUGCUCAUCCCACAUUUUUUAUCCCGCUGCGAAAAAUGACGUUAGAAAGCCCCUGAGUUUUUGUGCUGCACAACAAACUGGGGUUUCCAAGCUCAAAGUACCAAUGUGAUGAAGCUAGGAUAUUUUAAACAAUCUUUUUGAGUGCUUCAAAAUGUUCAAAACCGCAGUCAGCAUAGGUGCUGUUGGCCUAUGGACUUGUUAAGAUGGAACUGCCUCUUGAAAACAAAAUAGCCGAAGUAGCUGGUUAGGCGCCGCAACUGCCCCCACGCUCCCCAUCUUGUGUUUAGUGCUGAGCAUAAACUUAAUUUAUUGUUCCUUGCAGAUAUAAUCACGCUGAAAUAUGCAAAUUCGUUGGCUUAUUUCAAUUAACAAAAUUGUUAAUAUCAAAAUUAUAAUUUUAAUCUCUUCAUUGCAGAAUAUAUUGUUUAUUACUUUUUUUAAUGCCUGAAAAGUCUGAUAUAAACAAAUAAAACAUUACGAACAACUACUAGAAUUGGAUGCCCCAAUUCUGACCAUGAAAGUCUGGGAAUAAAUGAGCAAUAAUAAUUUGAAAAAUUUUGGUCAUGCAUAGAAUCGUCUCCAAACAAGUGCAGGAGUUUUUUGCUUUCACUUAUUUCAUCUGAAAACUUGUGCUGUGUAAAAAUAUUUGAAAAUUCGCAAAAAAAAAAAAAUAUCAGAAAAAGUAAAUAAUUUGGAUUGUCUCCACUAAUAUGCAUAAUUAUAUUAGUUUCAUAAUUAUUAUAAUAUGUUUCUUUUUUUACUUUUUAUUUCGUGUCGCUCAACAUUUGAAAUUUUGAGCAUGUUCAAAUAUUUGCACACAAACAACAUCAAUACGCGGAGCGCGCUAACGAUAGUUAAAAAAAAUGCUUCAGUCUUUAAGUCUCGCAUUCUUUUUUAAUAGUUGCUCAUAAGCGGAGCUGGAUUAUUUUAUAGCAAAAAUAACAAACGUUUGCUUUUAUUUCAGAACCAGUUAAAAAAUAAAUAUUUAACUACUUUUUUAUAAAAUGGUGAUAAAAUUUUCAGCAUUUUUUUAAUUUUUUUGAGAUUUCAAAUAAUUUGUCCUUUUGGUCGCAAGCAGAAAAUAUUAAAAAGCAUUUUUACAAAUUAAGCAAUUUUUAAGGUGGGCAAUGCUCGUUUAAGUUUCAUCACAAAAUAAUCAUUUGAUGUAAGAAUAAUGAUAGUAAAAAUGAUUUGCUGUCAUAUCAAGGCGCCUUAACGUAGCAAAGGAUGUAUUUUUAUGUGCUUGAAAAAAAGUAAUCAACGUAGAGCUAUUUGUAUGACUCAAUACGCAGCUAGCGCUCAUUUGAUUCAUGAUCAACUCACUAUGUCAUUCCUCAUCAGAUUAAAAUAAACGAAAAUUUCAUUGGUACGAAAAAACAUCAGCAAUAUGUGAUAUUUGUUGAAUUGUGUGUUCAGCACGGGCAAUGCAUUAAUUUAAUGUUAAAUUUGUAUGAUAGCGGUAGAGGUGGAAUCGAAACGAGAUGAUCAUGCUUUUUAGUCAAACGAAAAGACUUUUUGCAUCACGGCUGCGAUCAUUUAUUUAAAAAAAACAAAAAUGCGCGGCAAAGCAAACUGAGAAAUGGUUGUUAUUCGAAAGCAAAAUUGAUGUAUGUACUUGCAGCUCUUUUGUCAACGAGGAUUGUACUGAUUGUGAGCAAAAAUGUGAAUAAUAUUAAAUUUGGAAGACCCAUGUGUAUCUAAUAUUGGUGUUUUUUAAUUAAUUUCUAGCAAA
This is a messenger RNA of Neocloeon triangulifer, 4460 nucleotides long. Its product is annotated as fibronectin type III domain-containing protein. The record is from RefSeq and is a predicted model, not a curated record. The transcript has 7 exons. Gene Ontology annotation, biological process: cell-cell adhesion. The coding region runs from base 536 to 1525 and encodes 329 amino acids. Lineage: Eukaryota; Metazoa; Arthropoda; Insecta; Ephemeroptera; Baetidae. Gene Ontology annotation, molecular function: protein binding.